This is a messenger RNA of Microdochium trichocladiopsis, 3648 nucleotides long. RefSeq lists its product as uncharacterized. Lineage: Eukaryota; Fungi; Ascomycota; Sordariomycetes; Xylariales; Microdochiaceae. The coding region runs from base 1 to 3648 and encodes 1215 amino acids. The transcript is spliced from 3 exons. Gene Ontology annotation, molecular function: protein binding. The record is from RefSeq and is a predicted model, not a curated record. Gene Ontology annotation, cellular component: ESCRT-0 complex. Gene Ontology annotation, biological process: protein transport to vacuole involved in ubiquitin-dependent protein catabolic process via the multivesicular body sorting pathway.
AUGGCAGCCACUCCUUUCAAGGUCAAGGCUCUCUUCGAGUACGCGUCCACCCAUGAAGACGAUCUGCCCUUCGCCGUCGGCCAGAUCAUCACCGUAGUCGAGGUUGAGGACGCCGACUGGUACGUCGGAGAAUAUGUCGACGACAGUGGCACCAAACAUGAAGGCAUCUUUCCUCAGAACUUUGUCGAGAAAUACGAGCCCGUUGCUCCUCCUCGGCCUACGAGAACUCGCAAGAAGGAGCCCGAAGCCGCCGCCCCAGAGGCUCUCGCAUCUCCACCUCUGCCGCCAUCCGAUGCCCCCGCGCCACCUCUUCCUGCGAACGAGCCGACUGAGGCAAAGGCCGUUCCUGAGCCGGAGCCAGUGCCUUUAGAAUCCCGCCCAGUACCGCCUCCGCCGCCUGCUGCGACUGUAGCCGAACCGGAAGAGCCUCGAUCACCUCAGGCCAGCAAACCUCCAAGCUUGCCUAUCACCGAACCGGAUUCGAAAGCACAACAGGCGCCUGAGCCAGAGCCAGAGCUUCCUCCGACUACGAAGCAGCCCAAGCAAACAGCUGCCGUUGAUCCCGUCCAACCACCAGCUAAAGCACCUGUUGCGGAACAACGCGCAGUGCCCCCGGUUGCUGCGAAGAGCAAUGCCUUCAAGGACCGCAUCGCGGCCUUCAACAAACCGGCUGCUGCUCCUGUUGCGCCAUUCAAGCCAAGUGGACUAGGUGGCUCUGGCUUCAUCAAAAAGCCUUUUGUAGCGCCGCCACCGAGCAGAAAUGCCUACAUCCCGCCUCCUCAACAAGCACCGGUCUCCAAGAUAUAUCGGCGCGAGGAAGACCCGGAGAUCAAAGAGCGCGAGGCAGAGGCGCUGGAAAAUGCGGAGAAGGCUGGUUUGGUACCGGGAAGCUCACAGGAGGCAGAUGAUGAAGAUCAACCCAAGCCAAUGAGCCUCAAGGAGCGCAUGGCCAUGCUUCAGAAGCAACAAGCCGAGCAGGCGCAACGUCAUGCAGAUGCCGUCGCCAAGAAGGCCAAGCCCAAGCGCCCGUCCAAACCGCGGACUGAUAGCGAUGGCCCUGCGCAAACGCCUCCAGCGGUUGCCGAGGAGGACUCGGCUACGCCGCUGGAGCGAAGAGAGACCAACGACACAACCAGUCGAAAGUCUAUCGAUUCUACCAGGAGGUCUAUCGACGAGUCCCCUCUGGCUCGCCAGCCCCUCCCAAACCGCCGAAAGUCCGUCCGCGGUGUGGAGAACGAUGGCAACGAGGCCGACAUGUCUGGAGCUGGGGAUACAACCGAAGGACAGGAGGAUCUUACUGAGCGAGAUGACAGCGAUGCGGCAUCUCAGUCGCUCUCCCGUGUGCCAACAGUACCCGCGCCUCAUGGCUCGUCUACGGUCCAAGACAAGCCUGGCCCCGAUCUGGCUCGUGGAGAACCUGGAGAAAACCAUCAGACUGGACGAGAUUCUGUAGAGGAGCAUAAUGCAGAGGAGGAGGAGGAAGAAGAAGAGGUCGAUCCUGAAGUCCGCCGCAAGGAGGAACUCCGUGCUCGAAUGGCAAAGAUGAGCGGCGGCAUGGGAAUGGGCAUGAUGGGCAUGCACGGAAUGCUGGGCAUGGCACCACCACCGGCACCUCCUGCGAAGAAGAAGAAGGCGCCGGCGCCUGUCGAGCGUCGCUCCAGCGAGUAUGCGGACGAUGCGCCAACCUCGCCUCGUGGCGCGCCACCAGUGCCUACGAUGAUGGCUCUUCCCGGCAUGGGCAAGCCGAUCGCGGUGCCGGAGGCCACUGGAGAUAGUGAGGACGAGGGAGUGGCGGAGACUACUCCAGUGCCAGCGGCUAGUCCUGAAGCAACAGCUUCCAGAGAAGUUACUGGCGAACGUCCUCCUCCACCUCCAGUUCCGACCGGGUCGCGGCCGCCACCUCCUCCGGUGCCAAUUGGAGUGAAAUCACCCAGUGUCGGAUCUGAGUCUGACGAUGAGCUGUCAGAGAGCCAACAGAAGCCGAGUGUCGAAGAUGCUCCCCCCAGCACCAGGGCACCUCCGCCACCAGUCCCGACAGCGGCGCCAGCUCUGCCGGCUUCGCCUCGCGAGGAGGACUUUGCUGGAGAUGAGCUAUCGCCAACGACACCUUCAGCGCCACCUCACCCAACAAGACGUCACAGCAAGCCACCCCCAGUACCUGGGGCUGCACCGCCCGUGCCUGGUCAGGCGAGGCCGCCGCCUCCCCCUCCCCCGGGACACGCCAGCCGCCUAUCGCUCGGAGGCAGCGAAGCUGUCCCUGUUCCGAUGCAGCCUGGCCACCUGGAUAACGGGGAGGAAGAGGAAGGCACAGCCUAUGAGGGUGACUACGACACCGACAUUGCUUCGUCUGCGCCUCAUAAGGAUGCGCUGAAGGCCCACGCCCGUGAGGACAGCUCGGAUGGACCUAACGCAGUACAAUCACCGCCGUCAGCACCACCACCUAUCCCAGGGACAGCUGCGCCUAGGGCUGUACCUCCUCCUGUACCCAGCCAGCCAGCCCCAACUUCGAGGCAAUCUGUAGAUGUGCCUCGUGCUGCUCCUCCACCACCACCCCCUGGGCGCGGCGCUUCUUAUUCGCACACUGACGAAGACUAUGACCCUUUCAACUACAACGCGAUACAAAAGGUUCAGACUGGAUUGUCUCAAACCAGCGUUUCGCCAAGGCUGGAGGGCGUGCCUCUGUUCUCUGAGCCUUCUCCCUUCCAUCAGGCACCACCACCUCCUCCACCCACAACGCGGGCUCCGCCUGCAGCUCCGGCUCCUUCCGGGCCGCCACCUGCUCGGGGCUCAGCCCGCCAAUCUCUCGAUAUUCCCAGACAGUCGAUGGCCGGCAGAAGAUCGGUAGAUGUUCCCCGUGCUGCAGCCGAGACCGGAUUCUUUGCCAAUGACAUCGACUUGGCGGAGCACACAAAAUGGUGGCUGUCACCCAAUGGCAUUCCUCCUGUCUUUCAAGGGCGCAAAGAUAUUCUCGUCGAGACUCACGAUUCGACAUCCUCCGGGCAAGCUGGCGCUGUCUCGGUCAACAAAGUGGUGAAGGUUCUCUUCCAGGAUUACUCGCAGACAAUUAUAACAGUGGACUUCGACCCGCAGGAUACUGCUUCCGGCGAGCUGGAUCAGCAACACGAAGCUCCACCGCGGACUCUGAGGCAAGACGAGCUCGAGCGUGCGUACGAGACAUAUGGCAUGCAAAUUGCACAGACUGUCAGCGGUAAGAAGGACAGUGUCGUGGGCGACGGCACCCCUCAUGGGCUCAUUCACGAGCUGCUCAAGGCCCACCCAGAGGCUCUCCACCCUGUCGGAACUCGUGCGUUUGGUGCAUUGGUCUACUCCAACAUUGGCAAUGCGGCGACACAGACAAACGAUGAGAUCCGCGCUGGCGACAUUAUUUCCAUUCGUAAUGCGAGAUUCCAAGGCAAGCACGGUCCAAUGCAUGCGAAGUACUCCAUGGAGGUAGGCAAGCCGGAUCACGUUGCUGUUGUGGCUGAGUGGGAUGGUACGAAGAAAAAAGUCAAGGCGUGGGAGCAGGGCCGUGAGAACAAAAAGCUGAAGCAGGAGAGCUUCCGGCUGGACGACCUCCGCAGUGGAGAGGUCAAGGUCUGGCGGGUAAUGCCGCGAAGCUGGGUUGGCUGGGACAACGCGCCGAACUAG